This is a messenger RNA of Glycine soja, 590 nucleotides long. Its product is annotated as histone H2B.3. The record is from RefSeq and is a predicted model, not a curated record. Lineage: Eukaryota; Viridiplantae; Streptophyta; Magnoliopsida; Fabales; Fabaceae. Gene Ontology annotation, biological process: nucleosome assembly. The transcript has a single exon. Gene Ontology annotation, molecular function: protein heterodimerization activity; DNA binding; structural constituent of chromatin. Gene Ontology annotation, cellular component: nucleosome. The coding region runs from base 68 to 472 and encodes 134 amino acids.
GCAACUAUUGACAAUCUCUCUUUAUUCUAUUCACUCCCUCCAUUUCUUCAAACUAAAUUUCCUGAGAAUGGCGAAGGCUGCGGAGAAAAAGCCUGCGGCCGAGAAGGCUCCGGCGGAGAAAAAGCCAAAGGCGGAGAAGAAGGUUCCAAAGGAAGGCAGCGGCGGAGAGAAGAAGAAGAAGAGGUCGAAGAAGAGCGUGGAAACGUACAAGAUCUACAUAUUCAAGGUGCUGAAGCAGGUACAUCCUGACAUCGGCAUUUCGAGCAAGGCCAUGGGGAUCAUGAACAGCUUCAUCAACGAUAUAUUCGAGAAGCUUGCGCAGGAAGCAGCGCGUCUCGCGAGGUAUAACAAGAAGCCGACCAUUACAUCCAGGGAGAUCCAGACCGCUGUCAGGUUGGUGCUGCCCGGGGAACUUGCCAAGCACGCUGUUUCGGAAGGAACCAAGGCUGUUACAAAGUUCACUAGCUCUUAGGGUUAGGGGUUUUUUCGUUUAGGUAUUUUUUUUGUAAAGCUUAGUCGUAGUUAGUGGCUUCAUUUGGUAUUCUAUAUGCUAAUGAAAAUUUUUAUUUAAAAGUAUUCGUGCCUCCUGA